CGUGCGCCAGUCAGUUCAGCUCAAUAUUGCAGCAAUGCCAAUUUCCACGAUCGUCAUAUAAUCGAACUCCGACACAGAUCCGUGAACACUUGUCAGUACGUGACAUAGUUAGUCACAUAUUGCGAGCAUGCAAACUCUUCGGUGCAUUCAUCGUGCGGUUGCAGGCCCAGGUCCAUCGCGUCCAGUCCAAUCAAUAACUAGGCAUACUCCUCCUCACCUUGCUCCGAAAACCCAUGAGCUUCCCGAAAACAUCUCCGCCGGGAUAAGGCAAUUCCGUCGACUUUGUAGUGUCGAACGACCUGUCACCGCUCUUCCUGGUCCUCCAUUACAUCGAACAUUACCCAAGGGCCGCCGGAAACGCGGGCGCACAUACUCUGGUGAAGGUCUUGUUGAAGAGCCUGGAGGUAUAUGGGACUGGGUAGUCACUGCGCAAGUGAAAGAAGGCACCGAAAAUCGAGGAUCGAUAGAAGCUGUCGUACGUCAAGUGCGAAAAACUCUGUUGUCUAUGGACCCACCGCUGCCUCUUCCACCCAAUUCUAAGCGGAGGAUGCUCAAUGGGUGGGCUAUGAUUGAUGCAGGCAAAUUUGCAGUCCAUAUACUAAGCCGCGAUGCGCGGCGGAAAUAUUUUGAAAGAUCAACUGCCGAGUGGUAGUUUAGCGAUACGCUAGCCAUUGUUCAAUCUGCCCUUCUAAUGUUACAGAAUUUCAAUGCAUGGCGCAACGACUUAUAUCCACUGCAUUCACCAUACUGUAGAGCUACAAUCAUAACUUUGCACCCUUUUGGGUGUGACCGA
Suillus subaureus is the source of this 793-nucleotide messenger RNA. RefSeq lists its product as uncharacterized. Bases 128 to 652 code for a protein of 174 amino acids. The transcript has 5 exons. Lineage: Eukaryota; Fungi; Basidiomycota; Agaricomycetes; Boletales; Suillaceae. The record is from RefSeq and is a predicted model, not a curated record.